This is a messenger RNA of Pieris brassicae (large cabbage white), 3423 nucleotides long. RefSeq names its product zinc finger protein 69-like. The record is from RefSeq and is a predicted model, not a curated record. The transcript is spliced from 14 exons. Gene Ontology annotation, biological process: regulation of transcription by RNA polymerase II. Gene Ontology annotation, cellular component: nucleus. The coding region runs from base 206 to 2233 and encodes 675 amino acids. Gene Ontology annotation, molecular function: RNA polymerase II cis-regulatory region sequence-specific DNA binding; DNA-binding transcription factor activity, RNA polymerase II-specific. NCBI's taxonomy places the organism in Eukaryota, Metazoa, Arthropoda, Insecta, Lepidoptera, Pieridae.
UGUUAUCUGUAGUUUAAUUGUAAAUUUAUUUUUUUAAAUUGUAAUGAUUAUGUAUUGUUACCAUAUUACAUCGAAGUUCACGGCGUGAAACCCUGUUAAAAAUAUCUUUUAUCGGUAGUAAAUCUUAUAGAACACGAUAAAUUGUGUUAAAUGUUGCAGAAAGAAGCGUACAUUUAUUACUCUUUGUCGGCCAAAUGAAGAUAUAAUGUUCCUGUGUCAAGAUAAAAGUAAAAAAAAAAGACUUCAAAAGCCAAACAUAUUACGUAGAAACCCCAAGACUUUUAAAUCAAUCAACAAGGACCUUGACUUAAUUAGAGAAAAGCCAGUCGACGCAAGUGUAUUGCUAGAAAAUGACCAAAAAAAUGGGUCAAUAAAAGGCCACAAUAUGAAAACCUCUAGUGAAGUCAAUGAUGUCAAAAUUAAGAGCCCUGACCUCUCAGAAGUUGAACCAAAACAAACUUGUUUGAUUCCUAUCCAAUCAGAAAUAACAGAUAUUCAGCCGUCAUUGAACAUUGACUCUUUUCUGAUUAGACAUUCCAAAGGGCAGAAUAUACCCUUUAAGAAAAUUAAACAAAAUGCUGAUAGCUCUCAUGAUAAAGUCUGCUUGGCAUUUAUUGAUGAUUCAAAUCCAUUUAUUGUUGGAAACUGUAGGCAUCUGAAAGAAUUUUGUUCUUCCGAGAAGAUAAAUUUCAGCUCCAUUAUUCCACAGACAUUUAAUGAAAGAACAGAAACAGUCCAUUCAGAUAAUGAACUUGUGAGGUUUUCUAUUGAUGGCAUUUCCCAAAGUAGAACUAAGUACAAGUGUGAUGUGGGAGAUUGCGUAAAGGUGUUUUUAAGUGAAGAAAAAUUAUUGAAACAUAAGAAUACUCAUAAUAAAGUAUUUAGGAUUGCACGACCAAGUGUUUUUGAAUGUCCUGUUAAGAAUUCAAGUAAAUUAGAAGUAACCUGCCAUAAAGUGUUUUUAGUGAAAGAAGAGCUUAUUAAACAUAUAAAUGAAGAUCACUCUAUAGAUGAUGCAGGAUUUAAUUGUGACGUUUGCGAGCGUCGUUUCUUUUGGGCAUCUGGGCUACGUGCGCACAAGCGUUCGCAUGUUGAGCGUGCGUCUUUCGCGUGCCCUUGGCCAGAGUGUGGGCGCGUGUUCCGACACGCUUGUCGCCUGCGCGAACACAGCCGAGCGCACACUGGUGCCAAACCCUAUCAUUGCACUUACCCGAAUUGCGGCUGGUCGUUUCGCACAGCGAGCAAGCUACUACGUCACUCGCGGCGUCAUACUGGCGACCGUCGUCAUACGUGUGUGCAAUGCGGCCGAGCGUUUCUGCGACGCGAACACUUGCGCGACCACGAGUCUAGGCAUCACUCAUUAGAAGACACAUCUAAUGCGGUACAAGAUAAUUACACAUGUGACAUAAACGCAAAGCUACGAAAACCAGUGAAGAAGUCUGAUAAAUUCACGACAAAAGUAAAAAGAAAACAAAAUGCAUGUAAUGUAGAGAGUGACCCAGAGCGUCUUUUAAAAAAAACUGGACAAAAAUUCAUGGUUGAACUUUGGGAAGGAAAUCAAAUUAAUUUGUUGGAUGAACAGUCUGUUGCGUUACCCGAAAUGGAUACGAGGAUGGUUCAUUCGGACGUUCCACCAAAGUCUGGGGAAGUGAAGGAUUCACUUUUGGGUCCUGGAAGUUGUGAAGACUUUGUGACGUAUCCGGAGGAGGGGAAAGAUCUGGUGAUCAGUCACGGCGACAAAGAGUUUGUGAUAACAACUGCUGAUGAUUUCGUCAUUCAGGCCAGGGAAGAGGGAGAAGACUUAGUGAUUACAUCCCAUUUUGAAGGAGAAAGAGAUUUCGUGUUGACGACCGGUCCUGAUGAUUUAGUAAUUACUGGGGAGGAAGCAAGGGAUGAUCAUGCGGCGCGUACGCAUUGCACGUGGCCUUUGCGGAAGGCGGGUUACAAUUCCGAUGAUUAUGUCCUAGAAGAUGAUGUUCAGGUAGAGCAGUUAGAAGGAUCAGAAAGUAAUGUGUUCACUGUGCGAAGCGAUCUGUUCCUUCAUGGCAGUGUCUUCCACAAUGAUGAUAGCGAACAGAUGUGCAGUGCAGUACGUGUGUCCGAGCGUAUACUGGAUUCGGAACUCAUGUUGGACGCACCUUCCGUGCAUCUUGCGCAGGAGGAGCUAUAUACAGAUGCAGUGGACGAGUCAUCAUUCAGAGUUUUGCUUUUAAGUGGUGAAGAACUCACAUGAGCGAUUUUCCUAAAAAUCGUAUAUAUUAUUAAGAAUUAUUUUAAAUGUAUGAAACUAAAAACUAGAUUUUUUAUACUAAUACUUUCAUCUAAUUUCUUGAGGUUCAGGUUGCGAUAGAGAUGCUAGAUAGUAAGGCUAACUCCGCGAGAAGUCAUUACUGUAUUGCCGAAUACAAUACAAUAACUGCCGAAUUUGUAAUUCCAAUAUCGACUUUGGGGCUUAAUUACAUUUGUCUAAAUAAUGUUACCUGUCUCACGUCUCGGUGCCCGUGCCGUUACUCUUUCACUUUCAAUAAUGAACAUUCAAAAUCGGCAUUUUAUUUGUCUGGGGUUUUUACAACAAUUGGAAAAAGACACCGAUAGCUAAGCAUAUAGAUUUGAUUUUUUUAAUUAAAAAAAAGCAAAUAACAUUAUGAAAUGGUAGAAAAGUUAUUAAGAAUAACAUAUAAAGGUGUUCAUAAUUAUGUAUUUAUAAGCAUACAUAAUCGUUGUCUAUUUACAAUUAUUGUAAAUCUCAAUAAAGGUACGGAACGGAGGUAUUGAAUGCGAAAUAUUCGAUUAAGUGGAAUAGCUAUUGUGAGUAACGAUGUACGAGUACUGGUAUUGCGUCUCUAUCGCUCGAGUAUAGAAAAAAUAUUACCAUAUUUUUGUUAAUGGACGAGGACUUUAGAGGAAAAAUCUUAAUACUAAAAAGGUGCUCAAAAUUUAAUUGCGAUGUUGUGUGUGAAGAAAGUUUUUUGAUACGUUUAGGUACGAAGAGAAAGAUUUUGCUAGUUAGGACGUCAGAGUAUAGUAAGAUCUCAUGGAUUGUUUUGAAUUGGUAAGGAGAUAUGCCCUUGUAAGCUUUGUAGGAUAACCAAUACACAGCGUUUUGCAUACAAUUAUAUUAAUUCAUUUUCAGGACAGUGUUUAUAAUUCCGUGCGUUGUUGUUCACAAAUUGUUUUUCUGCCCGAACUCGUCAUUGAUUUUAUACAUUAAUUUGAAUUUCCUAGUUAUCCUUGAUGUAUUCUGUAUCAUAUAAAACAUCGAUUUUAUAUAAGAUUAAAGGAUUUGGUAUUUGUUUUAAGGUAAAUGAAAAUACUAGCUUCAAACAGGUAACCAUUUGUAACAUGACAAAUAUUUUUUUAUCAUGGCAGCGGUAGUUAGGUGUUGUUCUUAGAACCUAUGUUAUAUACGCUAUUGGUGCAGAC